Messenger RNA from Owenia fusiformis, 3196 nucleotides. The record is from the annotation of a GenBank genome assembly. Lineage: Eukaryota; Metazoa; Annelida; Polychaeta; Sabellida; Oweniidae.
GCCACACUAGGAGAACCGACAUGGAUUCUUUUAAACUCAUCAUCCUGAUGACAUUAUUUCUGAUAGUGAACGCACAAGGGGUGCCUAGAUAUGAAGAUUGUUCAAGACGAAUGCCAAGAUGUAACAUCAGAGACCGUAGAUGUUGUGGGUGUCCGAGAUUGUUCUUCGACCCUGUAGAACUGAAACCCAGAUGGCCCUCUUCCGUCAUAAAGAAUGGAUAUUGCCGUCACAUGCCCUGUAUCACCGCCGCUUGCAAAGGAAAAGACGCCCUUUGUACUUCUGAUAAUGAUUGUAGAGCAACCCACGUUUGCGCAAACAGUAAAUGCACCAGGAAAUUAUCCAAUAGCUUUGAGUGUGCGGAGGACAGAUUUUGUCAAAGUGGAGAAUGUGUUGAGGGUGUAUGUAGUGAAUGCCGAACUACUUCAGACUGCAGAACUGACCACGUUUGCAAAGCACCAACUGAUGAAAGUACUUUUAAGUAUCAUAAAUGUGUUCCUAUGUACAAGGCAUAUGGAGAACCGUGUUCGAGUGGUAAGGAAUGUAAAUCAGACAAGUGCACAAAUGGAUUCUGUGGCAACUGUUCUUCACACGAGGAUUGUGGUGAAUCUAAGUACUGCAUGGAAUCACCCGGUGAACCAAGUGACUGUAAAGAUAAACUUGAAUAUGGUGAAGAUUGCACAAGCAAUGGUGCAUGUAGCAGUGAAAUAUGUAUCGAUUCCAAAUGUGUUCAAUGCGCUGCUUCAACCGAUUGUCCAGAAGACAAAAUAUGCGACAUUUUAUUAGAACACCAAUGUGUGGAAAAGGUCCGGCCUGCAGGAGAAGUUUGCGAACGUAAUGAGUUAUGUGAAACUGGCAAGUGCGUUGGAAGUGUAUGCGUUGAAUGCACAUCUGACGAUGACUGUUUUGGAGAAUAUUGUGCCAAACCUGAGGAUGGUGAACAGUACAAGUACAGUCAGUGUUCUAUGAAAAAAUCUAUUGGAGAAAUGUGUAAGAGAAAUCAACAAUGCAAUUCGGAGAAGUGUACCAAUGGGUUGUGUGGUGAGUGUUUCAUACACGAGGACUGUGGUAAAACUGAGUAUUGUGCGGAGUCGGAAGUUGAACCGAAUUAUUGUGAAGAUAAAGUUGACCUUGAUGACGAUUGUAAAAAUGAUAUAGAAUGUUCGAGUGAAAUAUGUCUCGAUGGAAAAUGUGUUCAAUGCAGAAACGAUUCGGAUUGUGAUGAAGACAGACAUGAAUUUUGCUUCCAAGGCUUAUAUCAAUGUAGAGAAGCUGGUGAAGAGGCCGAAAGCUGUGAGACAGAUGAGGCGUGCAAAAGUGGCAAGUGUAUUGGAAAUAUAUGUGUAAACUGUGCAACCGACAGUGAUUGUGAAGGAGGAUUUUGUGCAACUCCCGGGGAUGCGGGAGAUUUUACUUAUAAUCAAUGUUCCCUAAAACAAUCUACAAACGAACCAUGUACAAGAAAUCAGGCAUGUAUAAGUGGUAAAUGCCAAUCUGGUAGGUGCGUUGAAUGCAGAAACGACCCGGACUGUUCUUCGGGUGAAUUCUGUGACAUAAGGUGCAUCCCAGCAAGACAAAAUGGAGAAACAUGUACCCGUUAUCAGAUGUGUGCAUCCGGGUUGUGUAUAGGGCACUUCUGCUCUGAGUGUGACGCGGACGACAAAUGCGAUGGGACGUCACUGUUUUGUUUAAGUACCCAGGACAGGGAUAAUGUUCUAUAUAACCGCUGCAGCGAAAAACAAUCCGCCGGAACACGUUGCCGGAGAAAUGAGAUGUGUACAAGUGGUAAAUGCAUCGGCAAUGUUUGCUUUGAUUGCAUUAUUGACGAAGACUGUACAGAGGACCAAUCAUUCUGUGGCGACAGUAUGAAUGGCAAUCCUUUCAAGACAUGUUUUAGUAAGAAAGAUUUCGGGAAGAAUUGCUCCAGAGAUCAGGAAUGCACGUCAGAUAAGUGUGUGGAAAGUUUGUGUGGCAAUUGCAUCAAUGACGAAGAGUGUGAAGACGCCAUGUAUUGCGAAGGAUUUGGUCAACCAGAUGUUGCGAAUGAUUGUAAAGUCAAACAACAGAAUAGAGAAAACUGCACCAGAAAUGCUGAAUGCUCGUCCAACAAGUGUGCGGAAGGUUUGUGUGGCAACUGCUUCAACGAUGAAGAGUGUGGAGACAUGUAUUGCGAUGGGUUUGGCCAACCAGACGUCGUGAAUGAUUGCAAGGAAAAACACCAGAUUGGAGAAAACUGUAUAAGAAAUGCAAUGUGUACCUCAGAGAAGUGCGGCAUACCACCAGGAGAUGACCUUGGUAUAUGCGGGUAUUGUGCGGAAGAUAGAGAUUGCGAAGAGAAAGGCGCAUUUUGUAAAGGAUUAAAGAAACGUAAUGUGGUUAAUGAAUGCGCGAAGAAAAUCAAGAAAGGAAAUGAAUGUGAAAGGAAUGAGCAAUGUUCGGGUAGCUCGUCAGGGAGCGGUGGGUUUUGUGAUACACUUUGUGGAGAUUGCAUAUUGAAUACACAUUGCGAGGGUGAUAACCAUUGCAGGGGAAGCGGGUCCUUCAACGUUACAAACGAAUGUAAACCUGCCCUUAAGAAUAACAAGUUGUGUCAAGAUGAUACUUGGUGCGCCAGUGGACACUGCAUCGGCCAUCUUUGCAAAACGUGCGGCAUAAAUGAACAUUGUGGAGAAAAGAGGGUUUGCACAAGUGAAAACAGGUGUAGAAAGCCUCUCGGCUUGGGUGAACAUUGUUUUAGGAAUGAUCAAUGCAAAUCGGGAUAUUGCAAGAAAGGCAAAUGUAAAAUAAAGAAAACAAAGAAAUCUUGAAAUAAUAAUUUUAUCAACCAUUAUUCCCGUCCUUUAUUAUGUCAACUAUUUCACAUGUAUCCACCGGCUGAACUUGUCAUGAAAUAAUAAUUGAUUCACUUCAAAUAAUGGCAUUUCCAGUAAGCCAUGCAAUCAACUACAUCAAACGAUGGCAGGUUUUAUUGAAAAUGGCUAUUCAUCGACUUUAUGAAACGUAAUAACUUUGUCAUCGAUCGAAUUAUUUUUUGUUCCCUUGUACACCCCAUAUACAACAUAUUUUGGAAAAAAAAUUAUAUCCAUGGAGUUAAUCGGAUUUGAGUUUGAGCGAUUUAGAGUUGAUAUUUGAACAAUGCAAGGAAAUCAACAGCACGAGUACUUAGUAGUUACAUAGAAAACAAUCAUUUGAAAUAAAU